UGUAGGCUGGGAUGUGAGUUCCCCAGCUCCGGCCUCGGCGACCAUGGUGGGCACUUACUGCUGCGUCCCGGGCUGCUUUAACAACACACUCAAGAACAAGGAGCUCUCCUUCCACGUCUUCCCCAAAGACGAGACAUUGCGAGGUGUCUGGAUCCGCAACCUGUCGCGCCUGGACGAGAGGAAAUUCAGUGUGUGGCAGCCCAAAGCCCAUCACAAAGUCUGCGACGCGCACUUCGCAGGAGGCAAGAAGACCUACAUGAACAAUGUGCCCAUAGUCUUCCCGGUGAAGGCCGAGAGAUCCCGCAGGAAGGAGCAGGCCAGCCAGCCCCCGCCAUCAGGUCGGCCUAUAAAUGGUGGGAACCACUUUCAUUACUCCCAGAACGUCUUGGCAUUUCACAAGAAGGCAAAGCAAAAGUAUGGCCAGACACAACACAAGGAUCUUCCAAAAAGAAUCAAAGUACCUUUUGCUGUUCCUACGGUCCAGAAGGAAGGAUCAGUUGUAGCGUCUUUAUCAUUGAAUCAUCAGGAGGGUGAAGAUGAAAAAGCACGUUUUGAAGCUGCACAGACUCUAUUGGAUAUCUUCAAAGUUAAUUCUGGCUGUGAAGAUGUUCAAAUGACCUCCGUGUGUGAGGCAUUGCAGCAAAUCAAUGAAAAGCUGAAUACCGAGAUUGCUGAUUUAAAAGAUGAACAUCGUUAUCUACAGGAAGAAUAUAAUCAGAUUAGCGGCGAGUUGAAGAGAUUUAAAGAAAGCGAACCCAAAUGUUGCACUCAGAUUCCACUUUGUUCUACAUCUCCAUGGCUCCAGAUUAAAGCGUCUGGUGAAUGUAGUGAAGAGCAGCCCAUUGUUUACUCAGACUGCUACACUGACUGGAGUAUAAAGACGAGGAUCCUCAUUACCUCACCUACUCCUAUAUCCUGGGCAAAAGUAUGCAACCAAUUGUUACCAAAUGUGGGAUCCAUUAAUGAAACUGCAAUAAAACCUGAUAAAGUUCACAUUAAACAGGAACCUGACGAUAGUCCAAAUAUAACAUGCAUCUUCCAGCAGAGCAUGGGAUACUGGAUGUACCCAAGGCUGCCCUGGCUGCAUCUUUUUCCAAGAAUAGGAGUUAACAGUGUAUCAGUUGAUGAUGCUUUACAGUGGAAUCCAGAUUACAAGAUACAGAAUAUUCUCAUGAAAGACUGGUUGUCGACCUCAAGCUCACUGUUUGAACUUCUUCAGACUGGACAUUGUCCUUUCUUUUACAUCUGUACAUACCAAUUCACAGUGCUCUUCAGGGCAGCUUGGGAAUCUAGGAAAGAACCAAUUACUGCCUUGUUGUACCCAGCAAGUGUGGAAGUUUUGGAAGAAAUGAGAUUGUCAGAAGUUGCCUUUUCGACUUACUUGGUGGACCACUCCCAGGAGAGUGGUCACAUGAGCCUCUCCUCUCAAGAUGGACAUGGAUUAGUCCAUCUUAAACCAGCUUUCAUAAAUAAGGAAGGAAGUGAUAAUCAAACUGGGACUGAUACGCAUUCUCUGUGGGCUGAGAAGACCUCUGUGACAGAAUGUCAGGAAGAUUUCCAUCCAUCAAACUCCUCUGAAUGUUAUCUACAUAAUGAACAUCAGGAUAAGCAGUUUAAGUUUCUGGUUGUAGUUGAAGGGUCCUCUGCGGCUUCCUUGAUCACCUUUCUGAUGAACUCGCCACAUACAGUUGCACAAGAGGGUGUACAGAGAGGACUGCCACCAACAUUGCUUUGCCCUGUGGCUUUCCCUGGAGCAUCUUUACAAUUGCUACAGGUUGCCAAUACAUGUGGAAAAGUCCAGGGCUGUCUUGGUUCUGUUGACUCUUACAGCUUGGAGAUCACAGGCCCCAUUCUUCCUCACUCCAUGGACUGUAUUAAUCGUAUUCUCCAGUGUAAUGAAUAUAGUGGAACAGUGACUGUUGUUAAUGUUCAUGAGUGUACCUCUGUCUUCAAUGUUCAGUUACCUAGUUAGUUUGGCUUUUGACUAAUAUUAUGGACAGAGAUAUAAUUAACUAUGGCAUAAAGGAGACACACUGGAUGAACUGGCUGCAUCUAACAGAAUUUUAGUACAUUUUGUCAGUAUAUCCCAAGUUAUUCUUGCAAGGCUAAGAAAAUCACUGGAAAUGGACAAUAAACAAUAUAGUCAAAGAGCAGUAUUGAUCUGAUAGAUUUAUAUUGUUUUAUUGUCUUAUGAGCAUUUCCUUUACAGCAAAAAUUAUCCCAUUGCUUUAAUUACCAAGUACAUAUCCCAUUCACUAUAAUCUAAAUAUUUUAUAAAGAUUAAGCAGACCAUCAGUUACCUUUCUCUAGAUGUGGUAUAAUGCAGAUCAAAAUUGUGAAUAUACAGUAUAUGCUUUUUAUAAUCUGGUUUGACUGUAGCAUUUCAAUAUACUAAGUUAUAUUUAUAUUAUGUAUUAAUCUUUGACUAAUAGGAAUGUUUGGAUAUAGGAGAUAAUCUCAUUACUUUGCAUUAAAUAUUUUGGGUAUAAGAGUUAUUUAUUUAAUGCACCUAAUUAAAUGAUAUCAAGCUAUAAAUAAUCAUCAGUCUUGUGAACGCCAUUCCUGGUUACAAACACCUGACUUAUAGACACCACUUGCACAAGAACAAAUUUUAAACAUUAUAUUGUAAAGUCUGAUGUAUGUACAUAUGUAUGUUCAUUCCUACAAAUAGCAGAAUUAGUUUCCUCUCUCUGCUUAGUAAUUGUUCUUGUGCUUUUGAUGCCUUUCAUUACAAUACUUGAGGUAUAGUUGCAAUAAAGUAAUUUUUGUGUAUUUUGACUUAAAACAAAAAUGACUUAUGGAUGUCUGUAAAAUCAGAGACAGCCUGCAAUCAUAUUCUAAAUGUAAUAAUAGUCCACAUCGAUUAACUAUUUAAUCCUUGAUAAAUAGUUAAAUAACCUGCAACCUGUAUCUUGCUGCCAAUGAAAUGUAUGAAGUGUGUUGUUUACUAACCAGUUGCUUCAGGCUGCCAGAAUUUGUAGUUCGACAUUAUCACAAAACCUUUACAAGUGAUUUUAAACGUAUACACAUCAUCUUGUCAAAAAAUUUAGAGACAAAAAUGAAGAAUUAGAAGUUUUAACCAGCAUAGAGUACUUGAAGAUUUUAAAGUAAGCUAGAUUUGGUGUUAUGUUUGCAUAAUAGGAAUGAUCUCAAAACACUCCAUGUACUUUAUAGUACAGAGUGAUGGUAUUAUUUGAAAGCACAGUAAGUUAUGAGAACGGCAAGCCAAUGUUUCUGUUAAUCUUAACUAUUCUAAUGAAAGGGCAAGCUCAAAUAUCUCAUUUUCUAACUUGUACGUUAUAAUCCAUAAGAUAUAGGAGCAGAAUUAUGCCAUUUGGCCCAUCAAGUCUGCUCUGCCAUUUCACUAUUUUCCUCUCAGCCCCAAUCUGCACAGCUGCCUGUGGCAAAGAAUUCCAUAGAUUCACCACUCUGUGGCUAAAGAAAUUCCUCAUCUCUGUUCUAAAAGGACUCCCCUCUAUCCUGCGGCUGUGUCCUCUGGUCUUAGACUCUUCCCACUAUAGGAAACAUCCUCUCCAUAUCUAUUCUAUCAAGGCCUUUCACUAUUCAAUAGGUUUUAAUGAUGUCUCAUUCUUCUGAACUUGAGUGAAUACAAGCCCAGACCCUUUGAACACUCUUCAUAUGACAAGCCAUUCAAUCCUGGAAUCAUCUUCAUGAACCUCCUUUGAACCCUCUCCAAUUUCAGCACAUCCUUUCUAAGAUGGUGGGGUAAAACUGCUCACAAUACUCCAAGUGAGGCCUCACCAGUGCUUUAUAGUCCUAAAAUGAUAUCCUUGCUUUUAUAUUCUAGUCGUCUUGCAAUGAAUGCUACGAUUGCAUUUGCCUUCCUCACCACAGACUCAGCUUGCAACUUAACCUUCAGGGAAUCCUGCACAAGGACUCCCAAGUCCCUUUGCACCUCGGUUUUUUUGUAUUUUCUCCCCAUUUAGAAAAUAGUCAACCAAAAUAUCAAACCAAACCAUUUCUUCUACCAAAGUGCAUGACCAUGAAUUUCCCAAGACUGUAUUUCAUCUGCUAUUUCUUUGCUCAUUCUCCAAGUCUUUCUGUAGCCUCUCUACUUCUUCAAAACUACCUGCUCCUCUAUCUUUCUUCAUAUCAGUGGUAAACUUUGCAACAAAGUCAUCAACUCCAUCAACCAAAUCAUUGACAUAUAAAAUAAAAAAAGAAUUGGUCCCAACACAGACCACUGUGGAACACCAGUAGUCACCGUCAGCCAACCAGAAAAGGCUCCCUUUAUUUCCAGUCUUUGCCUCCUGCUAAUCAGCCAUUGCUUAUCUAUGCUAGAAUCUUUCUUAUAGUACCAUGGGCUUGCCGCUUAUUAAGCAGCCUCAUGUGUGGCAACUUGUCAAAGGCCUUCUGAAAAUCCAAGCACACAUCAACCAAUUCUCCUUUGUCUAUUCUGCUUUUUAUUUCUUCAAAGAAUGCCAACUGAUUUGUCAGGCAAGAUUUUCCCUUGAGGAAACCAUGUUGUCUAUGGCCUAUUUUAUUACGUGCCUCCAAGUACCCUGAGACCUCACCCUUAAUAGUCGACUCCAACAUCGUUCCAACUGCUGAGGUCAGACUAACUGGCCUAUAGUUUCCUUUCUUCUGCAUCUCUCCCUUCUUGAAAAGAGAGACAAUAGACAAUGGGUGCAGGAGUAGGCCAUUCAGCCCUUCAAGCCAGCACCACCAUUCACUGUGAUCAUGGCUGUUCAUCCACAGUCAGUACCCUUUUCCUGCCUUCUCCCCAUAUCCCUUCACUCCACUAUCUUAAGAGCUCUAUCUAACUCUUUCUUGAAAGAAUCCAGAGAAUUAGCCUCCACUGCCUUCUGAGGCAGAGCAUUCCACAGAACCACAACCCUCUGUGUGAAAAAGUUUUUCCUCAACUCCGUUCUAAAUUGUCUACCUCUUAUUCUUAAACUGUGUCCUCUGGUUCUGGACUCUCCCAACAUUGGGAACAUGUUUCCUGC
Molecule: messenger RNA, 4967 nt
Organism: Mobula hypostoma (lesser devil ray)
Lineage: Eukaryota; Metazoa; Chordata; Chondrichthyes; Myliobatiformes; Myliobatidae
Product: protein downstream neighbor of Son-like
Exons: 9
Coding region: 44-1972 (642 amino acids)
Biological process (GO): nuclear DNA replication
Cellular component (GO): nucleus
Source: RefSeq, a predicted model, not a curated record